This is a messenger RNA of Dermacentor albipictus, 10324 nucleotides long. Its product is annotated as potassium voltage-gated channel protein Shaw-like. Gene Ontology annotation, molecular function: delayed rectifier potassium channel activity; protein binding. Gene Ontology annotation, biological process: potassium ion transmembrane transport; protein homooligomerization. Lineage: Eukaryota; Metazoa; Arthropoda; Arachnida; Ixodida; Ixodidae. The record is from RefSeq and is a predicted model, not a curated record. Gene Ontology annotation, cellular component: axon terminus; voltage-gated potassium channel complex; postsynaptic membrane.
GGCGGCGAGGAGCACGCGCACUAGACACCGUGCGCCGCGCGCUGUCUUCGAGGCGCUAACCGCGGCGGCAGCCGCCGCUGCGCCUCCCCGAGGCCGGCGCGUUGUGGUGCGCGCAAUCGAGGCGGCGGCGCGAAGCAGCAGCGAGACGAGAAUCACACGAAGGCAGCAGCAGCAGCUCGGCCGGCUCGCCACAGUACCCGCGCGGCUCUUCAGACCGUGCGUUAGCCGCCCUGUGUGGAUGUCAGUGGCUCCGCGCCAGCGCGCGCUCUCCCAAUGGAUACCGCCUCCGACAAUCAGCCCUUCCACCAUCGGUGCAGGCUGCAACCUCUUAUCGUUCGGACAUCGGCCACGACACGCCGGCAGGCGUGAUGGGCGUCGGGUCGCGCGGUGUGCGGCCCGCGGCAGCGUAGCAGCAGUAGCCAGCCACCAGCAUGAACCUGGACGCCGAGAACCGCGUCGUACUCAACGUGGGCGGCAUCCGGCACGAGACCUACAAGGCGACCCUCAAGAAGAUCCCCGCGACGCGCCUCUCCCGGCUCACCGAGGCCCUGGCCAACUACGACCCCGUGCUGAACGAGUACUUCUUCGACCGCCACCCGGGCGUCUUCGGACAGAUACUCAACUACUACCGCACGGGCAAGCUGCACUACCCGACCGACGUGUGCGGGCCGCUCUUCGAGGAGGAGCUCGAGUUCUGGGGACUCGACGCCAACCAGGUGGAACCCUGCUGCUGGAUGACCUACACGCAGCAUAGGGACACGCAGGAGACGCUGGCCGUACUGGACCGGCUAGACCUGGACACGGACAAACCGAGUGAGGAGGAGAUCGCACGCAAGUUCGGCAUGGAGGAGGAGUACCUCGCUGGCACGCUGUCCUGUUGGCAGCGGGUCAAGCCCAAGAUCUGGUCGCUGUUCGACGAGCCGUACUCUUCCACCGCCGCCAAGAUCAUCGGCGUGAUGUCCGUGUUCUUCAUCUGCGUCUCCAUCCUGUCCUUCUGCCUCAAAACCCACCCCAACAUGCGCGUGCCAGCCAUUAAGAACAUCACCGUGCAGACGUCGGAGAGCGCCGUCGCGUGGACGCUGGACAAGAUCCAGACGAAUCCGCACGACGCGUUCUUCUACAUCGAGUGCGUCUGCAACGCCUGGUUCACCUUCGAGAUCAUCAUUCGCUUCGUGGCCAGCCCCAGCAAGCUGGACUUUGUGCGCGGCGCGGUCAACAUCAUAGACUUCACGGCCACGCUGUCCUUCUACAUCGACCUCACGCUCCAGAAGCUCGCCUCGCACCUGGAGAACGCGGACAUACUAGAGUUCUUCUCAAUCAUCCGCAUCAUGCGACUAUUCAAGCUCACCCGCCACUCGGCGGGCCUCAAAAUCCUCAUACAGACAUUCAAGGCCAGCGCCGGCGAGCUCAUUCUGUUGGUAUUCUUCCUGGUGCUGGGCAUCGUGAUCUUCGCCAGCCUCGUCUACUACGCCGAGCGGAUCCAGUCGAACCCCGAGAACGACUUCAACAGCAUACCGCUCGGCCUCUGGUGGGCCCUGGUCACUAUGACCACAGUGGGCUACGGCGACAUGGUGCCCAAGACUUACGCCGGCAUGUUCGUGGGUGCGCUGUGCGCGCUGGCCGGCGUGCUGACCAUCGCGCUUCCCGUGCCCGUGAUCGUGUCCAACUUUGCCAUGUUCUACUCGCACACGCAAGCGCGGGCCAAGCUGCCCAAGAAGCGGAGACGUGUGGUGCCCAUCGAAGUGCCCCGGGGACCUCACCGCAGGCCGCCCGACGUCAAGAACACCAAAGACGCUUGUAAGGCGGGACGGCAGCAGCAAGUGAUGGCCGACCUUCCCAGGAGGAAUCAGACGAUACGCACCAGGGGUCCGGGCAAUGGGGAGGAGUGCGUGCCGAUGCUGAUGCUGAACCAUUCGGAAACUGCCCAGGAGACGACGGGCCGGACGCCGCCGCGACGAACGAGCAGCUCCGCCGACCGCAGCGCCAAGCUCCUUGAGAUGGGCGCCUCGAGCAUCUCUCCAGCUUCCCACGUGGGCUGCGGCAGCGGCGGUUCGACGGCGACGGACGGCGGGAGCGGCGGCGGCAGCUCGUCGGCGGCCGUCAACCCGUCCUCGACCACGGCCAACCUGAUACAACUGGUCGGCGGCGGAAGUGGCGCGGAGAGGGCGCACCGAGGCAGCGCCACGUCGGCCGCCUCCAUCAUGGCCAUCGCCAACAAGAUCGAGACGUGAGGCACGCGCCUCGCGGCCUGCCGACGCCACGUCGCUGUGGCCGCUUCUCUCUUUAAUCUGGUGCAAGUUGCGACUCUUUAGAAACACAGACUCGUUAAUGAAUGGUGCAGAAAUGUGGUGGUGUGCUUGUUGUGCUGGUGUGUACAUAAUGCGAGGAGUGAGUGCUGGUGAAAAACUGUGGAUACGCCACGUUGUGCCCUGAAGGAAGCAUCGCAUCACAGAAAACGACAGGACUGAGCAAGCCAAGGGGCGGGAAGGGAAGACGGCGGACCCGCCUCGUGAGAAGAACGGGAGGACCACCACAUCGUUGUUCUGUCUCUUCUUUUUUUUUUCAAUUCGUGCUCAUGUCUAUGUCUUUCUUUCAUUUCCUUUUUUUUAUUGAUUUCCUUUUCUGUGUCUCAUCCCGUUUCUUCGGCGUAUCGUGCCACAGUCGACAUCGAUUUGCAAUUAUACGUUGUUUUUCUUCGCACACCUUUUUUACAAGACAUGAGGGCGACUUCCGAAGUGGGGACCUUACUUAACUGUCUUUUAGACAGAAUGAGCUUGUACCCUCUGUACUUUAAGCUCCAGUCUAUAUAUUAUGGCCGCGGGCGUUUCCGAGCCCUCAGAGAACGUGUUGCCAUUAAUUGAUCAUCAAAAGGCUCAAGAACUUCGAUUACUUUCUCCAUAGGACUACUAUACCGUCACAGAAACUCAUUUGACAGAAGAGGAACGAAAGCCAAUAGCUACUCAUUGCUCAUUCCCACAUAGCGUUAAAGAAAACGUAAGGCUUGCCGGAAGCUCCAGCAGACUUUGUCAAAGGCUACCUUCAAUAGCUAACCCAUAUGUAACCCAGACAAAAAUUGUCUCGAACUGGUGACGACGUUUCUAGGGUUGUAUUCCAAUUCUGGCCAUCACUGGAGACAGUCUACGUUGACUGCUAAGAAGACAGCUUUGAGUCCAAGUAAUGGGACCAUAUGGAAGACGUCUGGAAGACUUGACGCCACCUCGAAUUGACAAGAAAAUGCUAAGAAAAUUACAUACUAUUUCUGUAUUUUAACACCUUGUUCUCACGAUCCUGUGAAAAUCACAACGUCGCUUUCAUUAAGCGUUUAAGAAACCAUGACUAGGUUUUCCUGCAAGCAGACCACCUUCGCGUCGAGUUUCCACGUCUUCAGCUCAGCCGCCAUCUUGUUUAGACAAAAAAGUUUAGCCUGCAUAGUUUUUUUAAUUAUUAUUAUUCGAUGCCGUAUUUGCAAAGUUGUCUCUUUUGCUGGCUUCGUUAUUAUUCGAACGAGACUUAAGAUGGCCGCUGUCCGCAAAGCUGUCAAUUUAGCCGUCUAUGGCGAUUAUUGGAACACAGCCCAGGACGGAUGCAAGAUUAAAGAAACAAAAGGCGGGUGAACAAGUGCUGACCUCAAGCGGGGAAACGCGGUAGGUUACACGAACGUAACGGACAGCUUUUCGGCUUUGUAUUGCCGAGACUGAUUUGUUUCGUGAGUUGGUGACGUCAUCGUUACAGGGCCUUCCUUGGCGGAUGCGCUGAAGUGGUUGCACAGACUGAUAACUUAUUCGUUGUAACGGUCCCGACAGCUUAUUAGCAGUUGCUGUCCCCGAUAUCACGCUCAUCGAGGAUGUACGAUAUCGGACGUGCUGUCCCGUGGCCCACUAUAAUACCCUAGGCCGCGAUAGGGGGUGGUUGUACGAGUGGGUACAGACAAUACUUAAAUUUGUCGCUGGGUACUAUGCGACCGUGCUGUGAGAACGAUAGGGAAAUGUGAUAGAGCACAGAAGUUCUUAAGGUGUCUACCCAUUCGACGCCCUGCUUAAACAGCACAAAUUAUUUUGACACAAAAAAUCUUCUCUUGUGUAAAUAACUACUUCCGCUCGUUAUGUAGUUUCAAGCCAACAGACCUCUAAGUAUUUUCCAUCGAUGAGAAAAAAAACAUAAAUAUAGAUACGUGAAGUAUGGCAGGCUCUAGCAAAAGGCAUGCUUCUUGAUUUUUCUUUUUUUUUCUUUCUCUUUGAGCAAGGAUUGUCAAGCCCGAAGUGAGAUAACUGCGUAACUCCAAGCUUGUAUUUCUCUAUAUAUUCUUCUUUUUCUUCGUCAUGUGACGAGAGUGAUCACCUUCGAUUAGCGGCAAGGACCAGAAUUUGCCUCGAAACAAAGCCAUAACUGCAUGUUCCAAAAUGUUGCUCAACGGAUGCACGGACCUACGGAAAUCGCUUUAUUUGUGUUGCUUAUCUUUUGUUUCCCCCCUCCCCCAAUCGUCAGUGAUGCCAUCAACUCUGUUCGAAUGUGUAACACAAGUACCGCUUGGUAACCGCCACUUAAAAGCAUCAAAAAGUAAUUGAGCCAAAUAUGACGUCAUUUUGAAAAGCAUGGCUACUUUCUUUUUCAUGAAAUUAAAUGUUCUUACAGAACGACAUACAAAGUGUCUACUACGAAAUUGCUGCCUGCAAAAAUGGUCUUGCAUCCCGAGCUCUCCCAGAGUCGACGAAUGCGGUCCUAAGUCUUGUGCGUUCGAAUUGAGUCUAGACUACGUGCCUCCUCGUAUAUAGAAAAGGCAAACGUUACUAGUUUCAGGACUGUGAGGUAAGCCAAAAACCCAGCGAUAUGCGCGUAAGAAUUCGUGUGUUUAGCAACAGGCCUCGAAAACAUCUGAUAAUGAAACAAAACCUGGUAUUCUAUCCUUGCUCUUUUCUUUUUUCUUUUUCAUUUCACGUAACAAAAACUGCAUAAUCACAACCAAGCUGCGCCAAAUGUAUGUUGCUCAGUUUAGUAAGCUCUUUGCCGUUACAUAUCGUCAUUGCACCCUCAACCUUGACAAGUUUAUCUUCGCGUAUACCUUAUUUUUGCCUUCUGAUAGCAAGCUCUCACGCAGACGCGGCGACGUUUUGCGAGAGGUCAGUCAACCGUCUCGAUGGGGGCGCAGACGUGACACGUUUGAUAGCAAACAAAAUAUUAACGUGUCAUUGUACGUAAUUCGUGGGCAAAAUACGCGUUUACACAGAUCUCGCAAUCUUUCGCUUACUUUACGCAUAUAGUUUCCUACUACAAUCACCAUAGGGGACUUUGGCACGGCAUUCGUUCAUUUCCGCGGGAAUGAUCGGAAUGAUGGUUAGCACGUGGAUGUACCUAACCUUUGUACUUGUGGCUCAAGUCGUUCUUCUGACUCGACUGAUUGCGUGAGUACGUUAUCAGCGCAAUUUUUUAGUUAAUGUUGAAUCACUUUUCAAUAUCUCAAGGCCGUUCGAAGCCAGAAGGAUGAAGCUUGCGCAAGUCCAAGCACUAAUCGUCAUUCUCAUGCUGGCAGAACCGCCACGUUCGCGGCUCCCGCAUACACUAGCGCCAUAGUUCCCUCUAGUGAGUUUUGUAGUAAGCUCGAUUCUCUAAACAUGUCCUCCGAGAUUUGGCGGCACGGCGCUCUGUCCGAUCUUGGAGGUCAUGAUUUAACUCCUAAAACGGGCCGCAAUGCAAGGACGACCUCACUGUGUAGCAGAAGAGAACAAAAAGCUCGAAGCAUACGCACGUUUUCUUACUCUUCUGGUAACAUAGUUUAGAAAUGCAUCCAGAAGCGCAUCCGAACGAAGGCUGCGUGUGAGGCUGCGUCAUUGCUCUAUGAUAGCACCGUCAUUUUACUUGCGUACGCGUGGAAUCGCUGCGAAAGCAUUUCAGAGCUCCGAAAACGGCUUACAAACGGCAUUCAAAAAGUGGUGGCUGUUUCACACCUUUCUGACCUCGGCGCUUUCACGAGAAGUGGCCUUCCCUUUUCAUUUUUUUUUUAAAUGGCGUUAGAAAUUAUAAAGCUUCGCACGAUUCGUGUUAUUCAACGUAGCAAACCUUGAAAUUCCGUCAUUUUGAAGGCGGUGAUGUGCUUCGCUGAGAGCAGCGCAAAGGACCAAGAAUUUCUUAUACGUCUCCUUGUAGAGAAUUUCAUGUGCUUAAUGUCACCAAAAAGGAAGUUUUAGGAUGUUCACACAGGAGAACGUGGUUUCGCUUGCACAUGCCUUAAGAAGUUUGUACUUAAGCCAAAAAGAAAGAGAAGCACUGCACCCGGAAGUCACGUAUCAACGAUUGUGUAAUUAAGAAAAACGUUGCAUUUACGUAACGAGCAAAAAACAAAAACAAAAAGAAAGUGUAUAAAGCGUUGGACGUGUUCGCUUAAUCUGUGCUCUCCGCAGAUACGUUGUGUAUACAAUGUCACAAGCUCGUCUUAUACAUUCACACAUACCGCAUACAUAUAUAUGUAUAUCUACCAGAGUACACAUACACACACAUCAGCGGGUCCCAAGCGUCACUAUGGUGCCUUUUUUCUAAAUUUAACUAAUGCAGUUUUACCCUGUCUAUACCUCGAUAGAAGCCAUCAAUGUAUUCUCACCACGUAGUCAUUUCACUUGUUGAAGUAGAGGCUUUCUCGCAUACGGAAGAAUACCUCGAACACAGUCGCACUCGGAGACGUGGGAAUAAAGCCUGACGAACUGAAAAGUUAUUUCUUCGGCCAAGGAUGUAAAGGCCAUAUUAGCUAAACAUCAUUACCUUUUCUAGCCAUAGCAAGAGGUAAAUAUGUGCGCGCAAUGAAAACUGUUCUUACCCGCCUAAGGCUUGUUCCUGCGCGCACAUUCAACAGAACGUGCACACUCUUCAUGGGCGAAGCUGAGUGGAAGUAUUUCGUUUACCCAGUGAUGAGAUACUCGCUUGGAGCGACUGCUGGGCCACUGAAAGCAGCAAGGUGUCAUCUAGCCAGCUCUUGGCGCAAGUUCAGAAUCUUGCACUGUAUCUUAUGUUGGCCGUGUAAGGGGAGAGCACGUCGCCAAGGUCUAGCCUUCGGCGUAAGGCAGUCGAUACAGUUUUGAGUUUUUAUCGUUGAAUCGCGUUGGUCAUUGACACUGACACUCAGAACACUAUUAAGCCCAAUCGUGAAACUAAGCAGCAUUUCGCUUUAACGUUCGGACUGUUAGCGAGAGGCGUCAAGCUCGCGCGAUCCAGAACGCAGCGAUAUAAAAAAAAAGAAUGAAAGAAGAAAAUGCAUAGCCCGCGAGAGGGACAUGAAGUACCUACCCUAAGAACGCGAACGCAUUAACAGUGUAUAAAAGGAGCACAGGUGCUGCUACGCUGCAAGCAAGUGAUGCGGCGUCUAAAGCGUACUGUAUUAUCGCGCCCAGUUUUCCAUAUUGUCUCCCACAGAAUCAUUUAGCAGUACGACAUAACGGCUCAAAACUGUAGCUACCAGUGUGUUGGCAAAGCAGAGGUGCGUAUGAGAAAUCGACAAAACGCUCCGCCCCAUAACUAGCAGUAAAACAGUUCGAUGUGUAAAAGCGGCGCUACGCAACAGGCUGGAGGCUAUGACUUGACUCGCAUACGUUUUCAGCUUGAACACGAGUGCUCGAGCACCUCGGUGCAUCGACCAAUCUUGAACGUUUCAGGCUCUUACGCAUCCGAAUGUAUUUCUUUAGGCGCACGGUUGUUUUAUAUACUGAAUGCACGCCGCAGGUACGUGUGCAACUUUUUAUGGAUUGAGCUCCCUUUUCUUUUGACGUAGACAAACGUGUUAGUUUAAUCUGCCUUAAACAACAGCAAUUGUUGAUGUCUUUCUUUGUAACCUUCUAUGUUUCUGCCACAUAUUUUUUUUUUUACCACACUGAAGAAAAAUAGCGGGAGACGCAAGGAUGUGUAUAGAGCUAUUAAUUUUAUUCGUCAACGCGAUCCGCCAACUCGCCCUGCAUUUCGUAGGCACUGUCGCACUGCACAAAAAACAAUAACGGUUUUCUUUUCGAAUGUUUGCUAUUAGUUCGAUAUGACUCUCUUCAUUUCCGUGAAGUUCAUUUUAAAGAAUGUUAGUUCGAGAUAACUUUUUCAACUCCGUAAAAGAACUGAGUUUCUCCUCUUAACAAAACCUUCUAGUGGUCUGGUAAUCCAAGCUCAGUGCGGCUCUCGUUCCACGCCAGUGCGCAUGCGCAGGAACAUCGGCAACACGUAUGUUCCGGGUAUGUUCAGUGGCUCCGUGUCUGUACAUCGGGCUUCAAAUACUUACGGAGCGCCGGAGUUGAGAAUUUUAAAAAAUACUGAAUAUUUCUUGAGCCUACACAGGCACGGAGCCUGUACUUCAGAGUUGCCGUACCUGUGCUAGCGUACGCGGCCAACAUAUUACUGCGCUGUUUCACUGUCUGCAAACUAAAAUUGACGCUAAAAUUCGGAUUUUUUGGCAGAACCCGCGUCCCGCAAAUCUUUGGCACCGACUGUACGUUUUUCUGCUUCAAGAGGGGACUCUCACACCGUUGCAGUUUGGGUAUCUUAGAAAUAGUGGUCCUACAGUUGUGGCAGACACUAUUGGUCCAGCGUACAAAAAUAAAAAAGAAAGCUUGGCUAGUACGCAUACGUCGUGGGCCUGCAGCUCUCUGUAGGAUACGAUAACAAUCCUUUAUCGUGCGCAAGCUGCUUGUGGGCGUUAGUUUCUAAGGCAUCAUCCUCUAUAUUGCGCUCGCCAUGCAACACAGGCAGGAAGGCUAUAGUUGAUGUGCGGCUUCAAUAUGCACAGCGCAAGGAUACGAAUCAAGAGGGUGUGGCUCUAUAUGGUGCCCCUAUCAUACGGAAAUGAAGGUUGCGGUAAAUAAAACAAAUAUGGAGUCGAAAAACGGCUCCGACAAGUAGCUUCGCAGAAUUUCAAGUGGAAUUCACUUUUAUUUACGGAAAGCGUGUCGCACUUAACGGGAACGAGAACCUGAUUAGCGUUCAAGCACUUAGUCAAACUUGUUGAGAGAAGUGACAAUUCAGGUUUUCUCAAAUGGGAUGUACGCUUUUGCUUCAGGAAGAUAACACUGAACAGUUGAAGUAUGGAAGUAUGGAACUUUUAUACAGACAUGGUACAACAACUUAUACUGCAAAAUCCUGACACACAGUCCUCCCAAAAUGAGGAACUCUAUUUAGAGUGAAAAUAACUUCGUAAUGUCCCAAAACAAAUAUAAUAAUAUAACUCAGAAUUAACGUGAAAAACCAGGGAUAGAAAAUGCGAUGAAGCACCGAUCAUUUCGAUUGUUCCUCCAGGCGUUCCUGAGGAAACUUGCUUGAAACACCGCUACAUUUUCCUGUCAAAUAUAUAUAUAUAUAUAUAUACAAAAGAAAUAAUAAUAAAUAUGUAGCUACUUAUAAUUUUAUUAGUAAUAAUUAAUUGUGUUGCUGCUGUCACUGUUGAAAUUGCUGACAAUUACAAUCACCUACCCGCAAAAAAAGAAAGAAAUUAGAAAGGCUUUUUACACGUAAAAUUCCCAUAUGGUAUACGCGGAAACAGACCGGUCAGGGAAAGCGCGAGUGCUUUUUCUCAUUCACAUUGCAAAGACCGGACAUCAAGAAUUGUGUUUCUAAAUUAUAGAUAUAUACGUGUACGCUUGCGUGGGUGCGUAGUUUUGUCGAGAUAAACAUAAUAGCCUGCAGAUUCCUAAACCUUCUCUUGCAUAUGCAUCGUUAUCAUCCAAUUUCCCUCUCAGACUGUAGACGAUAUUUCCCGAGGAGACGUGAGAAGCGCCCAGUACCUGCAUCAUUAACGAAACAUUUACUCGUCGCUACCGUACGACUUGUAAUUCACUUUCGCUUACACACAUCACCAGGAGCGGCGAAUUUGCAUUUUGAGACCGAAUGCGUUAUAUUCUGACACCCUUUCUUAAUGGCACUACGAUAAGUAUCACGAUGCAUAUAGGAGACGAUAGUAAAAGGUUCUUUGAGCUUGUAUAAAGAUUACGUAAAUGUAACCUCCAAGCAAUUUCUUUUCGCAUUUUCUCCGAGACAACACUAUGUGACAUUGUGUUGUCGGGAAUGCUAGCAAAGGAGGUGCUUAGAGUGCAAAUGCUAGGUGUCCAAAUCCAUGGCCUUAGCCACGGUUCCCAGUGGGUAACACACACUAAUCUCGAAGGUCAUGCCUUCGCUCGUUGCAUGUGCAGGAAGCGAUAUUCAGGAGCCGUAAACACGUCAUAGACACCACGUUCGGGGCACCACCUAUCGGUUACCAUCAUUUAGAGCGCAUGCUAGGUGCGCCAUUCGAUUCGUAAUUAUUGAGAUAAAAUCUCAAUUUCGCAUGUAAUAAAGAAAGGGUAGUCCACAAAUCCGGUCGCUUAGAUCA